Oreochromis niloticus (Nile tilapia) is the source of this 1932-nucleotide messenger RNA. RefSeq names its product zinc-binding protein A33. The record is from RefSeq and is a predicted model, not a curated record. Bases 477 to 1637 code for a protein of 386 amino acids. Gene Ontology annotation, molecular function: protein binding. The transcript has 6 exons. Lineage: Eukaryota; Metazoa; Chordata; Actinopteri; Cichliformes; Cichlidae.
AUAAACACACACUGUCUCCCUUCCAGGCAAAACAACUGCCGAUAUGAAACACAAUAUCUCACUGACUUGCCGCCCCUCUCGUUGUUUCCAAAGACACUGGCAGACAGAAAUAGACUCCUCUGUGUCUGUGCUGCCAUAAAUCGCUGCUGCCAACCACCCAGCCAGCCAGCAAGCCCUCCUGGCAGCUCCAGUCAUCUGCCUCUCUCCCACCCCUCCAUUUCCUCUCUUACUUUUAAUGGAGCCAUAUUUUCUCGAGUCAGGCUGUGGCUGCUGAUCUGUGCUUGUCAAUACGUUUCCUCUUGUUAAUUUUCUGCUUGGAUGUACGUCCGUGUUGCUCUAAUAGUCUGACUGUAUCUCACAGUUGUUCUCGUUGUGCCGGCAUGCGUGUUUUCCCUCUCUCGCUCCUUUGCUCUCCCUCCCCAUGUUGAUGUGUUUGUGCUGUAUGUCAUUAAUUUUGUUUCUCUCCUUCUAACUCCAUGUUUCGCUCUUAUUUCAAUUUCACAGAGGUCUUUUUGUUCCUAGCUCUGUCCUACACACAGAAAACUGGAAUGUACCAAAACCACACUAAAGACACCAACAACAACUGCCAAAAAAGCCUUCUCUGUGGUCAAAAGGAAAAGCUCAUCCAGGCUAUUAAAAGAAUCAAGCAUGAGGUAGAUGAGUGCAGAGAAGCAGAAAGAGAGACAUACAUAGAAUCAGUGGAAGUAGAGAACAGGUUUGAUGACCUAGAAAGGGAAAUCAGAGCAGAGUUUCAGAACCUCCACCGCUUCCUGGAUGAGGAGGAGUGUAGGGACCUGGAGCGACUGAGGAGGGAGAGACAGAAGCAACUGAAACAGCUGAAGGAGAGGGAGAAGAAGAUAGCGGGGCAAGGGCGAGAUCUGGAAAAAGCCAUCGCAGUGCUCAACAACAAGCUGACUGAAGAGGACAGUCCUAAGCUGCUGAAAGAAAUUCAAGAUCUCAUUAAAAGAUCUCAGGUCAGCUUUGUUCUCCCAGCGGAGGUGGACACAGAGGUUCGCUCUGGCCAGUUUGUCGGUCCCAUCCAGUACAGAAUAUGGAAACACAUGAAGAGCUGCCUCUACCCAAAUAUUACAUCAGUGACCUUUGACCCUGAAACAGCACACCCGAAUCUGACUCUCUCCCAGUCCUGCACUUCAGUUUGGUUCGACGAGGAUAAAGACACAAAAGACUUCCAGGCCAACCCGCGGCAGUUUCACUAUUACUACUGCACGCUGGGCCGUGAGGGCUUCACCACGGGGCGACACUACUGGGAGGUGGAGGUUGGGGGUAAGACGGCGUGGAGGUUGGGUGUGGCAAGAGAAGACGUCCCAAGAGGGGAGAUGUCUGCCACAGGCACCUCCAACGGCCUGUGGACCUUGGCACUGAAGAGCGGCUCUAUCCUAGCCUGCACUGACCCAGACCCGAUAAAGAUCCAGGUGUCGCUCUGCCUCGUCCGCAUUGGCGUCUUCUUGGACUGUGAAAAGGAGGAGGUGACUUUUUAUAAUGCCCUUACCAUGGCACCGAUCUACACCUUCUCCAUGGGCGCUGUGGAGGUACCUCUGUUUCCCUUUUACAACCCAUGUGACACAGAUUAUGGAAAGAAUACGGCACCACUGAACAUCUUUAUCCCUUCCCUAUAAGAAGCUGGAACCGGACAUUAAGACAUUAGCAGAAUUAAUUGGCAAUGAUUUCAUCAUGAUUUUUCAUUUUUAAAGCACCUCUCCAACUGGAUUACUUAACAUCUUACUCAAGAGUAUAUUGGCUAGAUCAGUCAAAAAUAAAAUUAAUAGUUGCUACACUGAUUCUAUUAUGUCUCCCAUUAUAAGAUAAAGAAAGUGCCUCUCAUUGAUUAUGCACUUAUUUCCUGGUAAAAGAGGGUUUAAAUGGAAAAACUCAGUUAUGAAAUAAACACAGGUCACUGCUUCUGUAACUUUC